Molecule: messenger RNA, 2421 nt
Organism: Onychostoma macrolepis
Lineage: Eukaryota; Metazoa; Chordata; Actinopteri; Cypriniformes; Cyprinidae
Gene: p2rx5
Product: purinergic receptor P2X, ligand-gated ion channel, 5
Exons: 12
Coding region: 266-1687 (473 amino acids)
Biological process (GO): monoatomic cation transmembrane transport; response to ATP
Cellular component (GO): plasma membrane; nuclear inner membrane
Molecular function (GO): extracellularly ATP-gated monoatomic cation channel activity; purinergic nucleotide receptor activity
Source: RefSeq, a predicted model, not a curated record
CUAUCCCUACCUUAGAAGUUGCUUUUGUUUCGUCCUUAAAACAGCUUAACCCCUUAUUUACUGCUCACAUCAGCAGUUGCAUCAAUGAUAGUAAUAUUGUCAAAAUAAAGAAAUAUUUCCGGAACGAAAGGAGAAAUCUGAUAAAUCAAACAGCAAAAGGUUUUGACACAACAUUUAGGGGGAAGAACCGUCUGCACCACCGUCUGCACCACCGUCUGCGCAGAGCAGUUGACAGCUGCUUCGACGCUGUCAAUUACACAGGAGCAUGGCUCAGACCUGGGGUAACUUUUUCUUUUCUCUACUCGAUUACAAGACCGAGAAAUUUGUCAUCGCUAAAAACAAAAAGGUCGGAGUUCUGUUCAGACUCUUUCAGCUGGGGGUGAUUGGAUAUCUGAUCGGGUGGGUUUUUCUUUGGAAGAAAGGGUAUCAGGAGACUGAGGAAGUCAUCCAGAGUUCAGUGAUCACCAAACUCAAGGGUGUAGAUCUCACCAACAGCUCUCAGUAUGGUCUGCAGCUAUGGGGUGCAGAGGACUAUGUCAUCCCCCCACAAGGGGACAGAGUCUUCUUUAUGGUGACAAAUUAUGUAGUGACACCCAACCAAAAGCUGGGUUACUGCCCUGAGAGUUCUAAAGUGCCAGAUGGUUUAUGUACUUAUGACAAUGAAUGUGUGGAAGGGGAAUCUGUCAUAGCAGGCCAUGGAGUGAAGACAGGCCGCUGUAUAAACGACACAGGAACGUGUGAGAUUCAUGCCUGGUGCCCUGUUGAACAUGGCCAGACACCAUCGGAGCCAAUGCUGGCAAAGGCAGAAAACUUCACAAUUUAUGUAAAGAACUUCAUCAAGUUUCCGAAAUUUGCCUUCUCCAAAUCAAACGUCCUGCCUACCACUAACAGCACAUAUCUGAAGAUGUGCAGAUAUGAUAAGGACCAUCAUCCCUAUUGUCCCAUCUUUCUUGUGGGAGAUGUGAUUAACUGGACUGGAUACAGUUUCCAGGAUAUGGCAACAAAGGGUGGUUCAAUUGGAGUUGGAAUCGAAUGGAAUUGUGAUUUGGAUAAAGAUGAAUCUCAAUGUAACCCUGAAUAUAGCUUCACACGCUUAGAUUCCUCUAAAAAUUCCCAGAACUCUGCCAUUUCGGGUUACAACUUCAGAUUUGCUCGAUACCAUGAUGCAGCAGGUCAAACCUAUCGGAAUCUAUUUAAAGUGUAUGGCAUUCGCUUUGAUAUAUUAGUUAAUGGAAAGGCUGGGAGAUUCAGCAUCAUUCCUACAGUGAUCAGUAUUGGCUCUGGACUUGCUUUAAUGGGUGCUGGGGUGUUUGCCUGUGACAUGAUUCUGCUCUACAUGAUGAGCAAAAGCUCCUUCUACCGAGAGACAAAAUUUGAGGCAGUCACAAAAAAGCAAUCUGGAAAGCAGAGAGAGAGAAAGCAUGCGAGACACCACGGCCACCAUCGCCAAGAUGGGCGGCACAAGAGAGAGGAGAAACAGGGAACAGAAAUGCAGCCAUUGACAUCGGUGACAUCAUGCCAGCCCAAUAACAACCCAGAGAGACAGAUCCAGCCCACAAGCUCAGCGCUCAAAACCCACAGUUCUGAGAGAAAGCCACAGGGCACAGUGUCAUUCAGGACUCAGCACGCUACAGAAAAACAGACCAUUUCUCCUGUUUCCACCCUGAGAACACCACGCAACCAGUAGAGGAUUUUUGAUGCUGAAUCCCAUUGGAUUUACUGUGAAUGUAUGAAAGGAGGUAUUAUAGCAGGUCUAUGCUCAGUCAUACCAAAGAGGAAUACUGCCAGUGUUGUUGAUAUGCUCUUCUAGUGUUUUAAAUGGCAAUGGAAAUUUUUGUUACAAAGGAUUUGCAAUAAGAUAAAUAUAAAUUAUUUAAUAUACUGUAAAUAUGGCCCGACAUUAAAAAUUGUCAAACCAAGGUUGAAUAAAUGUUAAAAUAUUUGACAAAAAAUACUUGGGUCAGUGCAUUACUUUCAUCUUGAUAAUGUUGUAAAUGUGAAAAAGAGUUAAGAAGAAAAAUGAAAAAAAUAUCUACACUACCAUUGAAAAGUUUGGGGUCAGGUUUUUUUUAAAGAAUGCAUUAAAUUGAUAAAAUAAUUAUAUUUCUUAAUUCUAAUUCUGUUCUUCUGAAUGUUUUGAACUUUCUAAAUGUAUAAUGUUGACCAACUAUUUUCUUAAGCACUAAAUCAGCAUAUUAGCCCCUGGAAACUGUCUAUGAAACUGGGCCUAGAAUGAUUUCUGAAGGAUCAUGUGACACUGAAUACUGCAGUAAUGACUGCUGAAAAUUCAGCUUUGCCAUUACAGAAAUACAUGACAUUAAAAUAUAUGAAAAUAAAAAAACUGUAUUUUAAUUGUAAUAUUUCACAAUAUUAAUGUACUCUAUUUCUGAUCAAAUAAAUGCAACAUUGGAGAGCGUUUCA